CGCUCCGUUAGUUUCCAUGUGACGCAUGCGCAGUAGGAUGUAAACAGUGGUGCUAGGCCUCGCUCCGUCGCCGCUCCUCCUCGGUCUCUCCCCGCGGCUCUGUGGACACGUAUCACGGCUGUUGCAUGGGCUGGACCCCGGCAAAUCCUCCGCUGGCUGGAUCCCUCUCAAGUGGAUUUACCAAAGGAUGCUAAAAAAUACCACUUUGUUCUUUGUCGAUUAGUUUUCUUAUAGCUUGGGGGACUACAGUCUUCGUGCAUGGGAAGCAGACGACCGAGGCUGUGGCUCGUUAAACUCGAUUCAAGGUGGCUACAGACCGAGUUGCAGGAAAGCUGAGUUCAACACUCUCAUGGGUGAAGCAGUCAGUCAGUCACAUGGCUAGCACAGUGGCCACACCCAUGUCCCUCACGAGCUCUGACUCCGUGCCCCUGUCUUCCCCGGGACUGUCCCCAUCCACUCCGGGACAGCUCAGCCCUGAUGAUGUGGAGCUGCUCGCCAAACUGGAGGAGCAGAACAGGCUGCUGGAGACUGACAGUAAGUCUCUGCGCUCCAUGAACGGCUCUCGGAGAAACAGUGGCUCAUCCCUGGUCUCGUCCUCCUCUGCCUCCUCCAACCUAUCCCACCUGGAGGAGGACUCCUGGAUCAUGUGGGGCCGCAUCGUCAAUGAGUGGGAGGACGUGCGCAAGAAGAAGGAGAAGCAGCUAAAGGACUUUGUGCGAAAAGGAAUUCCUCACCACUUCCGGGCGAUUGUCUGGCAGCUGCUGUGUAACGCCCAGAACAUGCCCAUCAAAGAUCAGUACUCAGAGCUGCUCAAGAUGACAUCUCCUUGUGAAAAACUGAUUCGUCGGGACAUUGCACGUACUUAUCCCGAGCACGAGUUCUUUAAGGAGAAGGACAGUUUGGGCCAGGAGGUGCUUUUCAAUGUUAUGAAGGCAUACUCCUUGGUCGAUCGUGAGGUGGGAUAUUGUCAAGGAAGUGCCUUUAUUGUUGGACUGCUCCUCAUGCAGAUGCCAGAGGAGGAGGCAUUCUGUGUCUUUGUAAAGUUAAUGCAAGAGUACAGGUUACGAGAGCUCUUCAAACCCAGUAUGGCUGAGCUGGGACUCUGCAUGUACCAGUUUGAGAGCAUGAUACAAGAGCACCUCCCGGAGCUGCACAUCCAUUUCCAGGCUCAGAGCUUCCACACAUCAAUGUACGCCUCCUCCUGGUUCCUCACCAUCUUCCUGACCUCAUUCCCUCUGCCUGUGGCCACCAGGAUCUUUGACAUUUUCAUGUGUGAGGGUCUGGAGAUUGUGUUUCGUGUGGGACUGGCCAUUCUGCAGAUGAACCAAGCUGAACUCAUCCAGCUCGACAUGGAGGGAAUGUUACAGCACUUUCAGAAAGUCAUCCCGCACCAGCUUGACAGUGGACCGGACAAGGUCAUACAGGCCGCCUACCAAGUCAAAUACAAUGCCAAGAAGAUGAAGAAGUUGGAGAAAGAGUACACUACAAUCAAAACUAAAGAGAUGGAGGAGCAGGUCGAAAUCAAGAGACUACGCACAGAGAACCGACUCCUGAAGCAGAGGAUAGACACAUUAGAAAAGGAAAGUGCUUCCUUGGCAGAUAGAUUGAUCCAGGGGCAGGUGACGCGCGCUCAGGAGGCAGAGGAGAACUACCUGGUCAAACGGGAACUGGCCACUAUCAAACAGCAGAGCGAAGAGGCCACAGUGCAGCUGGAGCAGGCCCGCAAAACCAUCAGCCAACUACAGGAACAACAGCAGCCACAUGCGAAGGGGGUCCCUCGGUAUUCGGAGGAAGCUGUGUUGCAGUUGGAGAGAGAGUUGGUCCAGGCCCGACUGAAGGAGGCGGAGUCUCAGUGUGCGCUCAAAGAGAUGCAGGACAAGAUUCUCGACAUGGAGAAGAGAAACACAUCUCUGCCUGAUGACACUAAUGUAGCCCGGCUCCAGGAGGAGCUGAUUGGUGUGAAGAUCCGGGAGGCAGAGGCUCUGACUGGGCUGAAGGAGUUGAGGCAGCAAGUGCGCGACCUGGAGGACCACUGGCAGCGUCACUUGGCUCGUACGACUGGUCGCUGGAAGGACACUCCAAAGAAGGGCGCAGUGACAGAGCUGCAGGACGAGCUGAUGAGUGUGAGGCUGAGGGAGGCAGAGGCUCAGGCGGAGCUCAGAGAGACCAGGCAGAGGAUGCUCGAGCUGGAGACACAGAAUCAGAUCCACAGUAACCAGCUGAGGAGAGCGGAGCAGGAGAGUCGCUGUCUGAAUGACAGAGUGCAGGCCCUGACAACUCAAAACAAAGAUCUACUUUCACAACUGCAGGAGAUAAAGCGCAGACAGGCAGAGAUCGAAUGCAAGAGUAAGGAGGAGGUGAUGGCUGUCCGGCUCAGAGAGGCUGACAACAUCGCUGCUAUGGCUGAGCUCCAGCAGCAGAUCUCCGAGCUCGAAAUACAGAAGGAGGAGGGGAAGGUACAGGGCCAGCUGAACCACACAGACUCCAGCCAGUACAUCAGGGACUUGCAGGACCAGAUCAUGGAGCUCAGACAAGAGAUCUGCUGUCUCAAAGGCCAAAGGGGCAUGUCCAACCAGUCCACAUUUGAUGGCAUCCACUUGGUCAACCACUUCGGAAGUGGGAACCUCGAGUCUUACCACUUUUCAGACGACGACAGAUCCCGGGAUCCCAGUCUCCAAGAAGUCUCGAGUUCGAACCAGAGGGGCAUGUCCGGUCCAACCCGAAUCCGCCUUAGACCUAACAUCCCGGACACAGACAGCGAGGAGGAGGAGGAGGAGGAGGAGGAUGGAGAAGAACUGAGACUCACUGUUCCUUCAACAGCCAAUCAUAAGUCCACUACAGUGUGACAACCAAUCAGGAUGUGGGAUCUGUAGAAAAGGGGUGGGGCCAGCAGCAUUAUUCAUUCAAUGUGGUUCUUAAACGUUCAUAAAAUCACAAAAAAAUUACAGUGCUAGAAUCAAUUGGGACUAAAACAGGACUAAGUUAGGAUUUAAAUAUGUCCUGUAAGUUUGAAGACAAUAUUAAACCCAGUCAAAAUUAAGACUAAACUAUGUCCAAGCCAGGCCCAAAGAAGACUAUACUAGGACUUGACCAGGGCUUAGGUUUAAUAGUAGAAACCAGGGUAAAACCAGGACUACAGGACUAAAUCAGAAUUGUUAUGAACAGGAUUCAGGGACAGUCUUGAAGUACAAACAAGGACUGAACCAGAAACAAGACUAGCAUUGGUCUUAAGUGAACUAGGUCUUAAAAAAUACUAAAUACUAAAUAAAUACUAAAAAAACUGGUAUGAACAGGGCCCAACCAGGACUGAGACCAAUUCAAACCAGGACUAAACCAGGUCUUCAGCACUGCAGUAGAACAAAACCUCUCUUGAAAAGUACAAACCAGGAUUGAACCAGAAUUAAACCAGGACUAAAGCAGGUCUUAAGUUAUUACAGUAGAAUAAAACAGGACAAAAUCUAUUUUAAACCACAACUGAAUUAAAACCCCAACUGAACAAGUAACAACAACUGCUCUUGAGCUCCACCUGUCGUACCUACACCCCAAUUUGAGAACCACUGCUCCAUAGAUUGUCAUUGUUUACCUCCAGUUUGUAGUUUCUGAAAACAAUAAGUGGAUUUCUAAGCAAGAGACUGUGCAAUAAGACAUUUUUCACAACACUCUUUGUCAUGUUUUUAUAUGUUUUAAAAACUUUUAUAGCCGAGAUUCACAUCGCCGUUACUACAAAGCGUCAUGCAGUGGCUCUGCGUGUGUAAAUAUCAACUAUAUCUGUUGUUUUGACCGAGCCUGGUAUCAAACCUGCUUGCACCAGCCGGAAAAUGCUAUUAUAUUAUUAUUAAUAUUACUACUACUACUACUAUCUGCCUUAAGUCACUUGCCUUAACUGGCUCAGUGUGGCAUCUGCAUAUUUGUAGAUAUGUACAUGUGUAUUAUGUUUUUUCAACUCCUUUGAACUUGAAAUGUGUAACUAUUGCAUAUCUGUUUUUGAUUGUACAAAAAAGGGAAAAGUCCAAAAACGAUGCAUUUGGAGAAUUAAAAAUGAAUAAGGGGAUAGAUUUGAAUGACUGUUGCUGUUUCGUAGAAGUAAAAAAAAAAAAAACACCAGUUUGAUAAAUCUAUUCUACUUCUUGGUUUUACACAGGAAAAGAUGAGGGAAAUCAAGAUAAAACUAAAUUGGAGACUUUUUUGAGCAACCAAAAUAAGCAUUAAAGUCUGUGCAAUGCUUUCCGGACCUGAUUCACUUCAUUUUAUGCCUGUUGAGAAUUUGAAUUUACCAAUUUUUCUUGGCCUUGAAAGUGGAAAUACUGAAGCAGCAAGCGAGAUUGAUUUCUCACCAUGAACAAAAAGAUAUCCUGUAUUUUUAGAUGCAAAAAUACAAGGAAAUGGCACUUUUGGAGUCUACAUUGCUUUGAGAACUAACAUAGCAACACAAUGGAGACUGGACACUAAAACUAUACCUUGUUGUUGCUGUGUGGGAUGCAGAGUUGUCACAAUAAAGAAAUGUUUUCCUAAACUCAAA
Molecule: messenger RNA, 4519 nt
Organism: Periophthalmus magnuspinnatus
Lineage: Eukaryota; Metazoa; Chordata; Actinopteri; Gobiiformes; Gobiidae
Gene: evi5b
Product: ecotropic viral integration site 5b
Exons: 20
Coding region: 375-2846 (823 amino acids)
Source: RefSeq, a predicted model, not a curated record